Pocillopora meandrina is the source of this 864-nucleotide messenger RNA. Lineage: Eukaryota; Metazoa; Cnidaria; Anthozoa; Scleractinia; Pocilloporidae. The record is from the annotation of a GenBank genome assembly.
AUGGCGGACAGCAGCUCAACUGAAAGCAGUUCUACUUCUGGGUCCGAUUAUUCCGAUUUUGAGCCCUUUAUAGAGGGUGAAGAUAAUGAAAGAAUUUAUGAACCUAUUAGUGAAAUUAGGCCCUGGCGAUUUGAACCGCCAGGACGAACCGAGAAUACAGGGCGAGAGUUGGAAGAGAAUCAAGAGCCCGUGCGCCGCGGCCGCCUCAAUCAGGAAAGUGACGAAUGGUGAGUACGAUACGUUUUUAAAUAUAGUGUCUGAAAAUCAGUCGCUUAUUAAAUAUAGAAGCGAUCAGGUAAAUCAAAACCAAAUGUGCAGACUCUUGAGUAGCUUGGAAGCGAAGUGGUUUAUGCUACACGCAGGCACCUUCCGAAGCUUAGGUUUCACAGACUGAAAAUAACACGCUUGUGGAGGUGAAUUGGAUGGAUUAUUCACGUUUCCUCGCGAUUGAAUCGGUUUUAAGUUUUCCUGUGUUGAAUUUGGCGAACGAUUAUAGAUUUCUAGGCUUUUACUUUAAAACACGAUGCAGCGAAAAAUAGCAUUUGCACAUGUAGAAUUGAACAAAGUCUUCAUAAUAACUUAUUGUUGAUUUGUGGUCUUUGCACCUUGUUUAUAGCCUAAAGUUUGAGUUGUCUUUCACGUUUGUGAUAGUAACAGGGCUUACAACUGUCCCUUUUGGUGAAAACAAUCAAACAAGUUGUGUUCUCUAUUUCUCCUAUUCAACAUAGUGAAAAAAUUCGUUUAUUUAUUACAAGGUGUUAGUGUGGAAACUGCCAAGCGAUGGAAAGGGAGGAAGAGAGCAUCUGUUGCCAAGAAGUAGAUGCAGUUAGGAAUAAAAUUUUGGAGGAUGUCAUGGAGGAAUAG